Molecule: messenger RNA, 2310 nt
Organism: Hemisphaericaspora subhashii
Lineage: Eukaryota; Fungi; Ascomycota; Pichiomycetes; Serinales; Debaryomycetaceae
Gene: GRR1
Product: SCF ubiquitin ligase complex subunit
Exons: 1
Coding region: 1-2310 (769 amino acids)
Molecular function (GO): protein binding
Source: RefSeq, a predicted model, not a curated record
AUGAGUUCUCCCACUAGUCUAGAAGAAUAUUCAAAUCACAACAGUCCAACUAAGACGUUGCUGCCUGGAAUAAACAACAUCAACCACAAUGGCAACGGCAACAAUAAUGGAGGUCAUCUGAGUAAUGGCGCGUAUAAUAAUCACCAUUAUAAUGACUUUGAAAUGGAUAAUGAAGGUAAUGAUUAUGAAGAAUUAAGAAGAUCUCUUGUGGUGAAGAGAAGAGCAUCUAGCCUUCAACGAAUUCCUCAACAAGGAUCAGCAUUAUAUGGAAAUGGGAACCAAUCAGUUGUUCCUAUGGAUUCAUUAUUAAUAUUACCUACAGAAAUCUUAUUACAAAUAUUUCAUCAUUUGGAUAGAAAGGAUCUUUUUAAUCUAUUAACAGUUUGUAAAGAAAUUGCUGAUUUGAUUAUUGAAAUCUUAUGGUUUCGUCCCAAUAUGCAAAAUGAUAUUUCAUUCAAACAAAUCAGAAAAGUAAUGGCAAUACCACGAGAGAAAACCCAUUGGGACUAUAGGCAAUUUAUAAAAAGAUUGAAUCUUUCCUUUAUGACCAAACUUGUUGAUGAUGAAUUAUUAACUUUAUUUGUUGGAUGUCCUAAAUUGGAAAGAUUAACUUUGGUUAAUUGUGCAAAAUUAACUAGAACUCCAAUAACUCAAGUAUUACAGAAUUGUGAACGAUUACAAUCAAUCGAUUUAACAGGUGUAACUGAUAUUCAUGAUGAUAUCAUUAAUGCAUUAACUGAAAAUUGUCCAAGGUUACAAGGAUUAUAUGCCCCUGGAUGUGGUAAUGUUUCCGAACAAGCAAUAAUUAAUUUAUUAAGAUCUUGUCCAAUGUUGAAAAGAAUUAAGUUUAAUUCAAGUAAUCAUAUCACCGAUGAAAGUAUAUUAGCAAUGUAUGAAAAUUGUAAAUCAUUAGUGGAAAUUGAUUUACAUGGUUGUGAAUUGGUUACUGAUCAAUAUCUUAAACAAAUAUUUUUGGAAUUAACACAACUACGAGAAUUUAGAAUUAGCAAUGCACCAGGAAUAACUGAUAAACUAUUUGAAUUGAUCCCAGAAGGAUUCUAUCUCGAAAAAUUAAGAAUUAUUGAUAUAACCGGUUGUAAUGCCAUCACUGAUAAAUUAGUAGAGAAAUUAGUUCAAUGUGCUCCAAGAUUAAGAAAUGUGGUGUUGUCUAAAUGUAUGCAAAUAACUGAUGCAUCAUUACGAGCCUUGAGUCAAUUAGGGAGAAGUUUGCAUUAUAUUCAUUUAGGUCAUUGUGGAUUAAUCACCGAUUAUGGAGUUUCAUCACUUGUGAGAUAUUGUCAUAGAAUUCAAUAUAUUGAUUUAGCAUGUUGUUCACAAUUAACUGAUUGGACGUUGGUUGAAUUGGCAAAUUUACCAAAAUUAAGAAGAAUUGGUCUUGUUAAAUGUUCAUUAAUUACUGAUUCGGGUAUAUUAGAAUUAGUUAGAAGAAGAGGUGAACAGGAUUGUCUUGAACGUGUUCAUUUAUCAUAUUGUACGAAUUUAACUGUUGCUCCGAUUUAUUUAUUGUUGAAAAGUUGUCCAAAAUUAACACAUUUAUCACUUACCGGUAUAUCAGCAUUUUUAAGAAGAGAAAUUACUCAAUUUUGUCGUGACCCACCACCUGAUUUUAAUGAACAUCAACGGAGCUUAUUUUGUGUUUUCAGUGGUCAUGGAGUUUCUCAGUUACGUAACUAUUUGAAUUCAGCUAUGGAAGAAAGAGCCCACCCUGUUGAAGGGGCUGAUUUCCGAGCAUUUCUUCUUGAAAGAAGAAGGAGAAGAUUAUUAGAUGGAGCUGAUUUGGCUAAUACUAUCGAAGCUGAUACUGAAGAAUUGAAUCAUCUUUGGGCAAGACAGGGUGGAUUAGGAUUAUUGCUUAAUGAUCAACAACAGCCCGCACAGGGACAGCCACAACCACGUGCACAAGCGCCAGUUGAACUUCAACAACAACGACAACAACGGCAAUUACGUCAAGAUCUCAAUAGACAACUUUUCCAAGAAGCUGUAGAAGGAAAUAUAACUCCUGAAGCAAUGAGAGAGAAUUUUGGCCGCAUGGUUUGGACUGAUCAUAUAGAUACAGAGAAUAUUUUAGCAACCCAAUUCCGUCAGUUUACUCAACAACAACCGCAACAACCGAGCCAACGUCAACAACAACAGCAGCAGCAACGAAUUAAUCCUCAGAAUGCUCCCCAAAUUACUCAGCCUGCUGUUUUUCCUAAUGGAGAUAAUCAAAAUAUACCUUUGAUAGAUGAGGAUGAUGAUGAUGAAGAUGUUGAAAUGGAACAAGUUGAUCUUUUUCCACGUACACGGUAA